UAUACAUUCGUGUAAAGAUGACAGAUGACAGAUUGCACUGCAGCUAUAAGGAUAUGUACAGAGGCACAAUAGACUCAAAGUAGAACUUAAAUUUGAAGUGUGAAUUGACAAAUUAAUUAACUAAUUAUGCCAAAAGUAGUGUCGAGGAGUAUUAUAUGCUCCGAUACGAAAGAUCAAGAGGAAUAUAGCGAGGAAAAGCCAUUGCAUAUUUAUUAUUGUUUAUGUGGUCAGAUGACUCUUAUUCUAGAUUGUGCAAUUGAAAAAUUGCCACUAAGAAAAAGAGACGGAGCAAGAGUAAUCGAUGGCAGUAAACAUGCUCAUAAAAUGACUUCAGAGCGAGAUGAGAUUGUAUUUCUCAAGCGUUCAGAGGGAAUAGAAAAACAAUAUAGACAAAAAUGUAAAAAAUGUGGCUUAUUGCUAUAUUAUAAGCAUGAUCCAGGAGCAAAUAUAGUCUUUAUAGUAAAAGAUUCGGUAAUAAAAAGUUCUGGCGAUGGUCCUAUGACAGACAUUUAUAAUCAAGUGGCCAUUGAGAAACCUAAAAAAAUAAUGGUCACCAAACAUACCAAGAAUAUGGGAAAGUUCAGUUCUGUUACUGUGUCCACAAUUGAUGAGGAAGAGGAUGAAAUUGAAGCUAGAGAAGUUGCUGAUUCAUAUGCAAACAAUGCACGCAUCAUAGAGAAACAGUUAGAAAGAAAAGGUAUGAAUAAACGGAAAGCUAUACCAUCCACUGAAACAGAUCCAAAGCGAGCAAGACCUAGAGGAACAUUACUAGAUGUUUGAUUUUUCAUUGAAUUUUCAUUGAAUGCCGAGUUGAAUUUAUCAAUAAACUUGGAGUCUUCUGAUGUACAUAAAUUUACUACAUACAUUUAUAUUUAAUAAAAAUAAAUUAAUUUGUUGUAUACUAUCA
Molecule: messenger RNA, 907 nt
Organism: Nylanderia fulva
Lineage: Eukaryota; Metazoa; Arthropoda; Insecta; Hymenoptera; Formicidae
Product: STING ER exit protein
Biological process (GO): endoplasmic reticulum membrane organization; endoplasmic reticulum to Golgi vesicle-mediated transport
Source: RefSeq, a predicted model, not a curated record